Messenger RNA from Lepisosteus oculatus (spotted gar), 2025 nucleotides. The record is from RefSeq and is a predicted model, not a curated record. NCBI's taxonomy places the organism in Eukaryota, Metazoa, Chordata, Actinopteri, Semionotiformes, Lepisosteidae.
CACUGCCUUACAAGAAGGACAUGAUGGAAGUUGACGGCAAUGAACAUAAUCUUGUGCUGAAAAUUCCAAUCAUAAAUACUGUGGUGACAUUCGAUGGAAUUGCCUUCACUAUCAAGAUGCCUUACACCUUAUUUGGCAAUAACACACAGGGACAAUGUGGAACCUGCAAUAACAACCAGGCGGAUGACUGCAUGCUUCCUGGAGGCCAGCUGGUCAAGGACUGUGCUGUGAUGGGAGACCACUGGGUGACACAGAAGAGCAAGCCCCUCUGCCCCACACCUGCCCUGCCCACUAGCAGCCCACCAAACCCACCGCCUACUGGACCCUGCAAACCAGAUUCUGUCUGUGGCCUCCUCAAGAGCACGGUGUUUGCAGCGUGCCACAAACUGGUCCCUCCAGAGCCUUUCUACCAGGGCUGCGUGUUUGACAGCUGCAAUGUGAUUGACCCCUCCAUUGAGUGCUCCAGCCUGCAGGCCUACGCCUCCAUGUGUGCACAGCUGGGCGUCUGUGUGAGCUGGAGAGAUGCCACGAAAGGGAAAUGCCCCUUUCCCUGCCCUUCCAAUAUGGUCUACAAGCCAUGUGGUCCUAUCAGUCCACACACUUGCCAGGACAACCCAUCUCAAAACCAGGGACCCCAACCAGCAGAGACAGAGGGCUGCUUCUGCCCAGCAGGCUCGAUCUUGUACAACAAGCACACUCACGUCUGUGUGGAGAAGUGUGGAUGCCUGGACCCAGAGGGCAAACCUCGGGAGUUCGGGGAGACAUUUGAGUACAACUGCCAGAACUGUAUCUGUGACAUCAACACGAAAGGAGUGAGGUGUGAGCCAAAGGAAUGUCCAGUGAAGCCCAAACCUGACUGCAGUGGGCCAGGCUUUGUCACCACCAGUGAGACCAGCUCGACGGACCCCUGCUGCAAGGAGCUUGUCUGCAGAUGUAAUGCCAGCACCUGCCCACCCACUCAGACGGACUGCCCAGUGGGAUUCAAGCCUACUGUCGUUAUCCCUGAUGGGAAAUGCUGUCCAGAAUAUACAUGCGAUCCAAAGGACGUUUGUGUGCACAACAAUACAGAAUACCAGCCGGGAUUCAGUGUUCCAGUGGAUAAAUGCCAGCUGUGCUCCUGCACCAAGGAUAUGGAUCUCUCAACCCAUCUCGGCAUUAUCAGCUGUGUACCCCUGCCCUGUAACAGGACCUGUGAAGAGGGAUUCAAAUAUGUGGAGUCUACCGGCGACUGCUGCGGGAAGUGUGUGCAGACUCACUGUGUCAUCCAAGUGGGCGGCACCAUCCACGUACUCAAGCCUGAAGACAAAUGGUCGCCUCCUGGAGACAAGUGUGAGGUGCACAGCUGUCUGAAGAUCAGCAACACCUUCGUCUCCACCAAGGCCACCACUCAGUGCUCUCCCUUCCACGAGAACAACUGUCAGCCGGGAACGAUUGUGACUGCUCCAGACGGGUGCUGUAAGGCCUGUGUGGAGAAACAGAAGGCCUGUAAGGUGUCCACUUUGAAGACUCACAUCACGGAUAAGGGCUGCCAGUCCCAGGAAAUGAUCGAGAUGACGCACUGUCAGGGUGCCUGUGACACCUACUCCAUAUACUCUGCUGUGGCCGCCAACAUGCAUCACAAGUGCACCUGCUGCCAGGAGGUGAAGACUCAGAACCGCACCAUCCAGCUGAUCUGCCCCGACGGGACCACCAGGCCCUACACCUACAUCCACGUGGAGAAAUGCGACUGCCGCACCACAAACUGCGACCAGCCAGCCUCUGCUGUGCAGCUUCCCGGCAAGCGGAACCGGCGAUCGGCUCUCAGCACAGGGACGAUCUUCUACAGGCACUGAGCUGCGCAACCCAGCCACGCUCGCCAGCGCUAGGCUCCGGAUAGCAACGACACUGCUGCGCUUUGAAAGCACUUCUUAACAAAUACUGGGUUUAAUUUAUUGUUGAUUUGAGACUUUAAACUAAUCAAUUAUUCUCCAAAGUGGUAAAAUCUAUAUGCUUUGCUUGUGCAAAUAAAAAGCAACUUCAAAACCA